This is a messenger RNA of Nasonia vitripennis (jewel wasp), 4676 nucleotides long. It is a transcript of the gene btz, whose product is annotated as protein CASC3. NCBI's taxonomy places the organism in Eukaryota, Metazoa, Arthropoda, Insecta, Hymenoptera, Pteromalidae. The transcript is spliced from 10 exons. The record is from RefSeq and is a predicted model, not a curated record. The coding region runs from base 476 to 3265 and encodes 929 amino acids. Gene Ontology annotation, molecular function: mRNA binding. Gene Ontology annotation, cellular component: exon-exon junction complex. Gene Ontology annotation, biological process: mRNA processing.
AGCGGAUGUUUGAGCUUUUCUUGGUAAGCUCGGUCGUGGCGACUGUAUGUUCAUUUUCGGCUUCGUGUGGUUAAUCGAUUUAUUCAGAUUCAAUCUGCCCUCUCUGCGUACGCAGGCAGGCAGGCAGCAGCAGGCCACUAGGCACUAAUCGUCUCUGCCGAGUUACUCGCAAAAGUCAAGCAGCGCAUUCCAUCGAGACCCAGAGAGCUGCCAGAAAGCUUCAAGAGGACAAGCGAGAGAGAGAGAGAGAGUACUCCGAAGUCAGAGCAGGCUGCAGCAGCAGGCGAUAGGAUAGCGUCAUCGUCAUCAGCGUGCGCGCGCGCCAGUGGAGAGCCAAGAGGAGGCGGCGCUUUUACGAGGACGACUCUUUUUCGUCUCUGCUCCGAAGAGGCAGACUGCGUACCGCUUUACUCAGUCACGGCGAGGCAAGCCGACAAAGUGUGUGCUCCUGUUCCGCGUGAGAAAGAGAGAGAACAUGUCGGACAACCGCCGACGCAGGAAGUCCCAGCAGUCCGACGACCUCUCGGACUCGUACGACGAGCUCAACACCACGAAGGAAACGCAGAGUAGUGAACACACAGAAGAGCACCAUGAUUCCGAGUAUGACACUGCAGGCAGUGAGUCAGAUACUGACUCUCAGGAUAGGACUCAACGUGAGAGUGGAGAUGGUCAGGAAGAGGAAAAACCUCAGAAGAAAUUAGAUGACGAUGAAGAUAGACGAAAUCCACAGUAUAUUCCUAAAAGAGGAACAUUUUAUGAACACGAUGAUAGGACAGCUGAUGAGAUAAAUAAUGAAGCUGCAGAAAAGGAGCCAGAGCGAGAAGUAAAAGAUAAAAAAGUAUGGAAAGAUAAGGAAGACAGAUGGGAUCAUGACAGAUAUAACGAUGAAGAGCAAGCUCCAAAAAGUCAUGCUGAAUUAAUAGCAGUUUAUGGUUAUGAUAUUAGAAAUGAAGAAGGACCUCCAAGAGCCAGAAGGAGAAGAAGAUACGGUCGUGGCCCAAACAAAUAUACUCGCAAUUGGGAAGAUGAAGAUGCUUAUGGUAAAGUAGCAGGUAGUGUGCCUAUUCAAAAAAGUACAAGAAAACCAAAUCGCACUGGUGAAGAAUUUCCAUCAUUGAAUCCAGUAGAUAAUGACGCUUCUUCAAAGACAGAAGAACAGCCAGUUAUCACUUCUGCUUGGUACAGUAACAAGAAUAAGGUACAUCCCAACAAAGCACAGAAUUUUCCUCCACUUCAGCAGACUGAAAAUCAGAAGGCUAAAACUAAGACGUUUACAAAUAGUCAAGCGAAUGAAAAUAAAGCACCAAACGAACGAAAUAACUCAGCAUGGAAGAGAGAACCUAAAAAUACUUCUUAUAUUCAGAAUGUAAACGAAACGAAUGUAGCUAGUGGUGAUACAGAAAAAAUUGUGAUUGUUAAAAACACACCACGAGAAAACAAACGACCGCCUCAAGUACACGAAUCCGUUAGCCUCGCAGCUAGUAAAGGUCGUGGUCGAGGCUUUAAAGCUAAUGCAAAUAAUAACGUGGUUGGUAGUAGAACGGUAGAAGUAAAACCAAAAGGACGUGGACCUAUAUCUGUAACUAUAGAUAAUAGGAGAAGUAACGAACAUGAACAAAUUGUCAACGACAUGAAACACAUGAAUGUAUCUGCAGAAGGCUCGUCAUACCAUCAUGCUGCAAGACAAAACAAGCAUUUUUAUACACAGCCAUCUAGUCAACAACAUUCGACCGUAGUUCCUCCACGUAUGCAACCAAGUCAUCCACAGCCGCAACAACAGCAGCCACCGCCACCACAACAGCAACAACCCCAGCAAUCACCACAGACUCAACCUCAGCCGGAUAUUGCUUCAAACAGACCUAAACGAUACUCAAGUCUUCGUCAAAGACCCACAAUUGCUGAGGGUCCGCCGAAUCCAACACAGCCGAAUUAUCAACCAGCUCCACAACAUACUUAUUACCCACCUCCUCAAGCUGGAAGUUCAAGAGCAGUUUUAGAAUCGUCAGGAUACCCUCCAGGCCCUUACGAGCAAACUACUCCGGUGCCAACGCCGGCAGCGCCAAUGGCAGGCCCGCAACCAGUGAUUCCGAUGCCCCCAGGUGCCCAGCCGACGAGCUACGCGCCGCCACCGUUCCUUGUACCAACCCCCCAGUUCAUAGCCCCGCAGACAGCACCGCCCAGCAUUAUUAACUACGUACCUGGUCCUAAUGGUCCACUUUUCCAGCCGAAUUAUCAGGGAUAUAAUCCCGCUGCUGUUCAGCCGGGACCACCACCUCCUCAAGAAGUUGGGCUCUAUCAACCGCAAGGUUGCACUUACUAUAAUCCACAACAGCAACCGCAACAACAGCAACAGCAGGUACCCCUUAGACGGCCGAAGGCAGCGAUUCCCAUACUUCCACCUCCUGAUAAUAUUCAGAAUCAAAGUGCUCGGCCCAGGGGUAGAAUUGGUCCGCAGCAAGUGCAAGAUCCUCAACAGCAGCAGCUCCAACAGCAGCAGCAACAACAAGAACAGCUAGUUCAACAACAGCUGCAACAACAUCAGCAGCAGCUGAUUCAAGAACAGCAACAGGAGUUACAGCAGCAGCAAGAACUUCAACAACAAAAAGAACAACUCUUACAACAACAGCAACAGCAAUUACAGCAUCAGCAUUUGUUGCACCAACAACAGCUAUUACAGCAGCAGUUAGAGCAGCAGCAACAGUUGGAAGUACGGAAACAAGAACAGCAAAAUAUAGAGCAAAAAGUAGCGGAGCCAUUGCAGCAAUCUGAUGAUAGUAGCAAUCAGAAGGUGGCGGAGCCAGCUGUUAUAGCAGCGGCCGAGAAGAUAGACGAAGUUAAGCCUGUUGAGAGUGAUGAAUUAAAGGUGUCAAACGACGCAAAAAUGGAUCUGGAAGAAAAGUUGAAUUGCUUGCCUUCUGUAGAGAAACUUGCUGUCACAGUGGAAGAGAAGGUGCAAGCACCAGUCGUUGUUGAAGCUGAAGUCGAAAAGAAGGAAACAUUGACUAAAAUAGAAGUUGUCGUACCCAAUGCUGUAGAAGAUAGUACAGUUGAAACGGUUGUAACAGAAGAACCGGCAGUAGUGCCAGUAGUUGAGGAGGCGAAGACGGAAACCCCGGUGUCGAAUUGCAUCGUGGAGGGCACUGCGAUAAUCGUCAGUAACAAAGCGGAAGAGCUUACGUCAAAGACUGCGGAGUUGGUGAGCAGCAAGAGCGAAACAGACUGUAGUAUUAAGGAAAGUGCUGUGAUCGAAGAAGCAGCUGCCUAAACAUAAACGAAAUAGAGAGCGUUCUUGUAUGUCUUCGAAAUUACUCCUUUUUAUUGUAACACUGUUACCAAUGGACUUAUUAUAUUACGCCGAGGCAAUUGACAUAACUACUUUGCAUCUCAUGAAUAACUGAUUAUAAAAUAGAAUUUAUCGCUUUUGCCGAUUUAAAAGAAGGAAUAAUGAAGGUUAAGAUCGAUUAGCAAAGUUUUUUUAUUAUGAUCAUGAUAUCGACGUAAGGACAAUACGUAUAUUUUUUUUUCUUUAAGAGACUAAUAUUGUUAGUUUAAAAAAAGAAUCUUUAUUUUGUUAUUAGAUUUGAUUUUUUUUCUGAUUCGAUAGGUGUAAUACCGAUGAAACUGUAAAUAAAAUUUGAGACAGACAGAUCGUAAUAGCGGUAAAGGCUUUUUUCCGUAUAUUUUUUUUUUUAUUUGUACAAAAACACAUUUGUAUAUCGAUAGUGGCUUAAUUCACAUUAAGAACGAAAGAGCUUUGUUACUGCACUUAGUGUUUUAUAACAUCUUAAAGGGGUGACAGCAAGCUUCAUAGAUGCUUUUCGACAAAUUUUUACUUUUACAUGAUCUUAAAGUAUAAGAGCGACUUUAGAAAACGUAAAAAAUUGUUAUAAUGCGUGAGGUUCAGAAAUUUUAUGAUAAAAAAAAUUUAAGGAAAAAAGAGUAAUAUUAAAAAGAAUAAGGCGUUUAAUACGAAUUCGCUUCGUCAAACUAUUUCCGUUGCUCCUGAACUAGGCGCUUCGUUAAAUGCAUUAUGCUGCGGAAUAAGUAUAUUCAGCGGCGAUAAAGAUGUCAGAUUUAAGCUGCUCGAUAAAUAAUAAGCGAAGAACAAACUGCGUUUUGAUAUUAUCGUCGUAAUUCUCACUAUUAUCAUAUUCGUUGUUUCUCUUUUGUUUGCAACAAUAGCGGGAGAAAUAACAAAUUACACAAUAGCAGACGUCGCCUUAGCGUACGUAGGUGUACCAUUAUAAGAAUUAUUCUAUACAUCAUUAUAUGUAAAGAAGCGAACAUUGCACUAAUGUUCAUACGUUAUUAUAAACAAAGUGAAAUAAUGUCAUAUAUGACUAUUUUAUAUUUUGUAGUCUAUUGUUCAAUCAUGGCAUUGAAAAUGAUUUAAGUAAUCAAGAUUCGCGUCCGAAGAUGCUAAUUAAUUAGGAAAAUAUUUGAAUUAUUGUAAAUUAUUCUGCUUGUCUUUAAUACUGAUAAACCGCUUGAUUUUUUCUUUAUAUUAUUUCUUUCUACUAAAACUAUUUUUAUGAAACAAAAAAUAAUGUCCCCCUUACCUUUACUAUGAUUCGUGUCUUUCAAAGCAACUAAAUAACAACAAAAAUAAUAAUAUUUCAAAAUGUAUAUUGUAAAUAACAAAAAUAUAGAAAAUGAAGUAAAAAUCUAAGACUGUC